UCAACUGAAUCACGAAACCCUCAGCAAAGCAAAGCAAUCGAAUUCUUCUUACCAAAUAUAUUCAGAUCAUUUUAAAUCAACAUUAAACAAUGUCGAUCGUCCCAAGCUUAUUCGGUAGCCGACGCAGCAGCAUCUUCGACCCGUUUUCCCUAGACGUUUGGGACCCAUUCAGAGACUUCCCCAUUUCAUCUUCAUCUGAUGUUUCAAGGGAAACUUCUACAUUGGUAAACGCCCGUGUGGAUUGGAAGGAAACGCCUGAAGCUCAUGUGUUCAAGGCCGAUCUUCCUGGGAUGAAGAAAGAAGAAGUGAAGGUGGAGGUGGAAGACGGGAACAUCUUACAGAUCACUGGUGAGAGGAACGUUGAGAAAGAAGAUAAGAAUGAUAAGUGGCAUCGGGUUGAAAGAAGCAGCGGCAAAUUCACAAGGAGGUUCAGGUUGCCAGAGAAUGCUAACAUGGAUCAGGUGAAGGCGGCCAUGGAAAACGGAGUGCUUACAAUUACGGUGCCCAAAGAAGAAGCAAAGAAACCUGAUGUCAAGUCUAUUGAAAUUUCCGGUUAAAAGAAUAUAUGAAUUUGCACGUUUUAUAGCUUGUCCAUGUGUAUAUUUCUUUUUAGUGU
Molecule: messenger RNA, 616 nt
Organism: Helianthus annuus (common sunflower)
Lineage: Eukaryota; Viridiplantae; Streptophyta; Magnoliopsida; Asterales; Asteraceae
Product: 17.3 kDa class I heat shock protein
Exons: 1
Coding region: 90-557 (155 amino acids)
Biological process (GO): response to hydrogen peroxide; response to salt stress; protein complex oligomerization
Source: RefSeq, a predicted model, not a curated record